Messenger RNA from Purpureocillium lilacinum, 2871 nucleotides. Lineage: Eukaryota; Fungi; Ascomycota; Sordariomycetes; Hypocreales; Ophiocordycipitaceae. The record is from RefSeq and is a predicted model, not a curated record.
AUGCUCUCCUCCCUCUUUUUCGCUGUGGCAGCGUUGCCGUCGGCGGCGCUGGCUUAUGGCCAUGUCUUUAGGGAUGUCGCCAAGGGUGCCUCGGUCGAGGUGGAGGACGUCGUGCGCUAUCCCGUCACUGCCAAGACCAAGAUGCCAAGCACCUUCGGAAAGCGACAAACCACCGUGGACAUCAUCAGCCAGAACGAGGGAACCUUUUACACCAUCGACCUGGUCCUCGGCACGCCUGGCCAAAAAGUCACGGUUGUCUUCGACACGGGCUCGGCGGAGCUGUGGGUGAACCCCAACUGCUCCAAUGCGUACGACCCAACUCUGUGUUCCAAGUUUGGCCGCUUCACGGGAUCUACGACGCUUGUCGACGCGCACGUCAAGAACGAGAUCCGCUAUGGCACUGGUGGGGUCGAGCUCGCGUACGUCUAUGACUAUGUCCAGCUCGGGUCUGCGAAGCUCAAGCAGCAGGUCUUUGGCGUCGCCUUAAACAGCAACUUCACGGCCACUGGCAUUAUGGGAGCCGGUCCGAUGGGAAACACUUGGAACAGUAGUUACCCCCUUAUCAUCGACUCUCUAGUCCAGCAGGGCUUCAUCAAAAGCCGCGCUUUCAGUCUCGACCUGCGCAACAUGGGCGACAAUCGUGGCUCCGUCACAUUCGGCGGUCUUGACACCAAGAAGUUUUCGGGCUCGCUCGAGAAGCGCCCAAUUAUCCCCGCUACGAAUACACCCGACAAAGCCAUUCGGUACUGGGUCUACAUGGAUGGCAUGUCCGUCUCCUCGGGAAAUGGCACCACCACUCCUGUUUUCGACAAAGUCAACGGUGUUCCAGUCUUCCUCGACAGCGGCGGCACCCUGAGCCAGCUCCCGACCUACGUGGUCAAAGAGCUGCUGAAGUCUUUUCCGUCCGCCAAGAAGAACGGCAAGGUGUAUACCGUGGAAUGCCCCGCCCGGGACUCCAAGAUGACGAUCGACUUCAAGUUUGGCAACACUACCGUCUACGCUCCUGUGAACGACUUCAUUUGGCGCUCAGGAAAGUACUGCAUCCUUGGCGCGUUUGAGAAUGACAAGGAUGCCAUUCUUGGCGAUUCAUUCCUUCGUGCCGCCUACGUCGUAUACGAUCAGGACAACAAGAACAUUUACAUCGCCAACAACGAGGACUGUGGCAGCAACCUGAUUGCCAUUGGCAAGGGUCCGAACGCAGUGCCGUCCGUGGUCGGGGAGUGCCGACGUGGAUUGUCCCUCGUGUCUUCGUCUGUGAGCUCUACCACAACCUCCUCGCAAUCUAGCUCGGUGUCGGCGGCACCUGUCCAGUCGUCCAACUUCACUGCGUCGGGCAACUUCACAUGGACUUCCGCCGGCAAGACGAGCACAGCCAGGGCGACGACCUCCUCCAUUGUCACAUCAACCAUCAGGACCACCCGCACUUACACCAUCACUUCGUGUGCGCCCACGGUGACCAAUUGCAACAUCGGCAAAGUGACCACCGAGGUUUACACCUCUUACACGACGCAUUGCCCGGCUACUACCCAUACAUCGCAAGCCAUGAGCUCAGCCAUGAACACGACCAGAACGGGAUUUCCUGACAUCACGGCGACCUACGUGCUUCCUGUCAAGUACAUCUGCCAUAACGGUCCGAGCCCUUGCCCCAACGAGACCCGGCCCCCGCCACCCGUGGUGACCGUCCUUCCCGUCGUCACGCAGUCCACGACUGUCAAGAUGAAAGCCUCACUCCUUGCAUGGUCCGCAUUUGCGACGGCCAUUUCGUCCGCGUCGGCCGUCAAUGACACCAGCUGUCCGGGACUGAACGAGAGCCUCAUCGUCAAUGUAGCCCCGGACUUUGUGAGGCCGUAUGUGCUUCCAAAGUACAGGGGCCGCGCAGUCAAGCUCACGCCAUCUCAAAUCAUUCGCCUCUCAAUCACCGCCAACUCGUCUGGCGGGGCCUUCUCCCUCAUACAGCACACCGGCAAAGAUUCGGGAUGGGCUUCUGCAAGGCCUCAUACGCAUCGCCAGACUCACGAGCACUUUUACUGCGCCCGAGGCCGCGUCGAGUUGUGGGGCAAAAAGAAUAUAACGGACAGUAGCCAUGAGGCGAGGGUCGGCACGGUUGGCGACUACGGCAACAUCCCUCCGGGCUCCAUCCACACUUUCCAGCUCACGGACCCGGACACACAGCUAUCGCACGUUUUCCACCCGGGCGGGUUUGAGCAUCUGUUCGACGUCUUCAGUCUUGGCGACUGGGCGACGGAUAGCAUCAGUUCUCCGUACCUGGCAAUCCCCGAAGACGACGCGCCGUUCGGUCCUCUUACGCCUGCCAUGGACAAGCUGCUGCAGGGGUUGGAUCUGUACGCCUCCCCCGAAGAAGAGUACAUCCCCAGAAGAGACUUUGUCAACGGCACGGCCAGCGAUGCAAGCCUCAACUGGCACAACGGCACCAAUCAACUGCCCUCCGACUCAACCAUCCCCUACUUUGUCGCCAAGGAUUACGGGCCCAAGUACCUGAACUCGGAGGCCGGCUACAAGAUCAUCCAGCCUCUAGCGACAUCUGAUCAAACAACAGGAGGGAACUUUACCAUGGGCACCAUCAUCAUGUCGCCGAAGCGGGCAAAUGAAACCGCGUCUCGGGCCAAGCUGCCCCAUCAUUUCGCAUUGCAGAUGGAGGAUGGCCAGCUGGCACUCUCGGUACGCGGAUACGGCUCGGCAACCUUGAUUCAAGGGGACGUGGCCUUCAUACCUGCCGGCGUUCCAUUCACAUACCAUGCGACGGUUCCGUUCACGAAGUUCUUGUAUAUGAACGCCGGUGCAAAAGGCCUGGAUCACGAGCUUCUGGGCAAUAGCGUGAAAUGGAACUUCACUGCUUAUCCGAGCGAUUGA